GCUGUGUAUGAGAGCUACUGGAACCUGUUGGGAUUCACAAACAAAUCAAUUGCUUUUGUUAGAGACGGACACGACCUUAUGCUAAUGCAACUUGCGACAAUGAACAAUCAAGUUAUUGGAUUCACUGGAAAAUCUUGGGAAUCAUUCUACCUGAAGUACCGGAUGAGGCCUGGACAUCACAUUGUCUUGCACUACGAUGGCACCCUGUUUCUCACAACUGUUUUUGACAGGAAUGGGUAUAUCCUUACAUCAACAGGAAGGGAAACAUCUGAAACUGAGAGUAAGUUUUAUUAA
Molecule: messenger RNA, 294 nt
Organism: Oldenlandia corymbosa var. corymbosa
Lineage: Eukaryota; Viridiplantae; Streptophyta; Magnoliopsida; Gentianales; Rubiaceae
Source: the annotation of a GenBank genome assembly